This is a messenger RNA of Chironomus riparius, 594 nucleotides long. The record is from the annotation of a GenBank genome assembly. Lineage: Eukaryota; Metazoa; Arthropoda; Insecta; Diptera; Chironomidae.
AUGGUGAAUUUAAAAUUUUUUAAAUUUAUUUUCAAGAAAUUGGAAGAUUUAAUAAAUUCAAAUGAAUUUUUUGAAAGUGAAAUACUUGUGAGCGAUUUGGAUUUUUGGGAAGUCUAUAAAGAUAAUCGUGAGCAGAUACUCUUCGGUGAUGUACAGGAAUGGCAAAUCAAUCUGAACAUAAUAACAAAAAAAUUACAGAUGACACCCUGUGUAAAAAUCUUUUAUUUGGAGAUUCCAGAAGUGAAAAUAUUUUUAAAAGAUGAUGAAGAUUUAGUUGGAUUAAAUUUUGUGGACAACUUGGAAGAUAUUCAUGACUGUCUCAUCAAGUCACAUCGUUAUUAUAGUUUGUACACUGAAACUGCGAAAUCCUUGACUGUCUAUCAGAGAAAAUUUACACAUAUUAUUCCAAAGAAUCAAAGCAUUCAGAUUUCUACAUAUUUGGCCAGCAUUCACUCAAAUGGAUUAAAACUAGCGGCUCAGGUUUUAGUGGAUAUUUUAUCAAAAAUAAUAAAAAUGUGUGCAACAGAAUCGGAGAUCGCCAAAUUAAAUCGUAAAAUUCAAUAUCUGUAUGAAAAUUUCGUUUUGUACAAAUAA